Molecule: messenger RNA, 26305 nt
Organism: Coregonus sp. 'balchen'
Lineage: Eukaryota; Metazoa; Chordata; Actinopteri; Salmoniformes; Salmonidae
Source: the annotation of a GenBank genome assembly
AUGCGUCUUCUAUGUAUCUCUCUCAAUCCUAGUGACUUUGACUCCCUGAAUGAGAAGGACUCGGCCAAGAACAACCAGCUGGCCUUUGACAUAGCAGAGCAUGAGUUUGGUAUCCAGCCUGUGACCACGGGGAAGGAGAUGGCUCUGGACCAGGACCCUGACAAGCUGAUGAUGGUGCUGUACAUCUCCAAGCUUUACGAGAUGUUCCGCAACUCGCCUGCAUCCAUCACUGGUAGGCUGCUGUUCGGAGUCAUUCUCUCACACCUCCUCUGAUGCCUCACACAGUAUAGUCUCAAAAACCUGACCCUAGGAAACAGAAAUUACUAUUUUGGCAACUUCGAUAAGGGGGGGGAAAAUAAUUCCGGUGUGAAUUCGCUUCAGACCAAAAACUCUCCCAACAAAACAGACGUUUACGUGACACCCAGAAUGCAUUGUAUAAUGUCAACAAACAUGGCGCCACACACAGCUGGCAAAUAGCUUAGCAUUAGCUCAUCAUAAUCAGUACAACCCUCAAAAAAGCAUUUUACACAUAUCCUAUAUGUCCAUUACAAUCUAUGCAAGAAUUGGAAUGCGUGAUUUGUCACCAGUACUUGAAAACUUGAAUAAAACAGUAAAUACAUUAUGCUCCAUGCAUACAUAUGGUAUGCUACAGUAGAAACGACAACACGAUAUACAGAAAAUAAGGCACUUACUUUGAUAGGAACGCACACAAAGUUAUUAUUUGUAAGGAAACAACAAGAAGACAAUGCGGGCGCCAGCCAGAAAAUGUGCCAGGGGGGAAAGUUCAUGCUAGACUGCGCAAGUGUCUGCAUACUUGAUCUGGGGAAACACUGGGGAGGUGCUUGGGCUCUCAUCGAAGAGAGAAGUGUCCAGUAAAGCCUCAAACAUAAAUUGUCCGCAACAGUGAAAAACUUGUUAGAAAAUAAUUUCUAAUUGACAAGUUGAAAUAUAGCCUAUAGAUAAUUAGAAGGCAGCGUGUGUCUUGGUUUGAGGGCAGCGCAGGUCAACUGUCCUGUUGCGUAACAAUCACAUUUUGGAACAGUGAGUGCAUUCUCACAUCACAAGCAUAAAAACACUCAAACUGGGGCGACCUUUAGAGAUAUUUAGAACUCACGUGUGAAAAGGUUAAAAAUAACCUCUGUGAGCUCCAUCUUGCUAGCUACUAUUUUGUCUUUUAUUCAAGUGGAUAAGGCAGUGUCCUACUGUAGGCAGUGACAUAGUUCCUCUAUGCCAAACUGACGUUCUAUUACGUACAGACGUGAACGUCGGAACAUUUGAAAAUUGUGGGAGGCAUUCUGGAUGUCUAGGGAGACUACACACACUACAGAACAGUUCCUGCAGUAGCUCAAUAGUCUAAUUCCUGAAGCCCCAGAAGUUGAAACUCCAUGCACAAUGGUUGCGUAAUGGGACCCUGAAGUCUGAUAUGUUAACGAACAUUCUUCAUUUAAAUUUAAAUUUAAAUAAUUUUGAUAUACUACUUACUAUUCUCGAUGAACUACUCCAUAACUUUGGAGUUUUACUACUCCUGAGGUAUGAUUUAUUUGCAGGAUUCUGAAGGUUAGAUUAAGCUUAAGCUUGAACCCAUAAUGAGGAUAGUGUGUGACUGAGCGGUUAUGACUUUUUACAUCUGUCACGAUGGGAUAGGAUUGCAUGUUACACAACCGGGUCAGUUAUGAGAGUGUGGUAUGUAAGAAAUGCAUUCCGGCCCCAGUUCAGAUCAUCUCACAGGGCCAUGGUAAUAACAAUGCCUCUAUGAUCUAUAGGGCUGCCUUUAUUGAAUACAGUAGGAGUUAUGUUAAAUGGCUGAGAAUUCAUUCACUUAAAUACUAAUGUUUCAGCCCACUGACUAUUGUAAUGCCCUCACAAUAGUGUCUAACACUUGGUGAUUAAUCAAAAUGAAUCCAUUUUGAAUUGUGGAUACAACUGUUUGGGGGUUUAUUUUCACAUUACUCUAUCUCGUUACCCUCUUGAUUUGGCUUGGCCUAGGGGCCUGGUUUAAUACAGUGUGUGUAUUAGAGUAUGUCGCGUACCAGAACACCCAUAACACACUGCUAUGCUUUGUUACAGGUACAAGGGAAACGGAUGAGAACAAUGAGGAGUAUUCAUCAGAGUCUGCAUACUUGGUUUACAACUUAAUUAACCAAACACAGCCCAAAAAAAGGAUCCCAAAGGUACUGUGAGUUCCUCCUCUCCUCCUCACCCAUUUGCAGGCUUUAAAAGGAAACCAAUGCAACAACAAAGGCCUCCUUCAUGUAAAUCCGAUUUAGCCUGCGUAAAGUGUGUGUGUGUGUCAACAGGUUUACUUGACAGAUGAAAUAAAUUCCUAUGUGCCAAUAAAUUACAAGAAGUCAUUGAAAUGUAGAUUAGAUAAGGUACUGUAUGUGAACGAGACUGAGAGACCUAGAUAAUCUACAUUUUACAAGGCAUACUUUCUUAAUGAUAACCCUCAGACUCGAUAACCUUUGACUGUGACGUGAAUGAGGGUGAAUAAACAGUGAUUUAUGUCUAUUUUGUACUACCUUUUCCUCAAAGGAUGACCGGAAGCUGGAGGAGAACGACCCAAUGAACAAAAGACGAAGAAAGGGCAGCAACUAUUUAGAGGAGGUGUGUUGGUGACAACAACAAUCAGAUCUCGAUCACCAGUAUGGCCUUAGAUGGCGCCAUUUUAAUGUCGAUAAAGGGACUGAUCAUUCAUUGUGUUGUCAGUUGUCCUGUCAGAGUGCCCCCCCUGCAGGUGACGGCGGGGAGCAGAAUAAAGUGCGCUCAAUGGCCACACAGCUACUGGCCAAGUUUGAGGAGAAUGCAUCGCCCGGCGGUUCCCUGCACAAUAAGGUGAGCCGCUCCAGGUGAACAGUACUCUGACCAGAGGGGUCAAUGGUCAAGGUCCCUGUACACUGUGCUGUGUAGAGACAGUGAAAAAAGGGAGCCAACACAUUGUAAAGUCGCAUACAGACAAUAAACUGUUGAUGCCCUCAGUGCUGAUGGUUACUGUAAGACUCUUCUGUUGUACACGGAUGUUGGCCCAACAUCAUGCUACUGACCUCAAAGCUAAGACUGAAAGCUUGUGUCGUGUCGGUCAGUUCAUUCUCUGAUGGUUGAUCAUAUCUGAAUGUAGUAAUCUGUACUAUUGUAUGAGUGUGUCUGUCUGUCUGUCUAGGUUUAAUCAUACACGGGGAAUGUUUUUGUGUGGAAAUGUCAGAUAAUGAAGGCACUAUGUGGAACCUACUGGUUCUCGAUGGUACAUACAGUUCUGAGAGAGUUUGGAAAAGGAUGAAAUUCAUUUCAUAGACCUGCUUUUACACCAGGGGAGAGCACUUAUGUCCUUGUAUCCAAUUCUGCAACCUCACUGCUACCAUAAUCAUGUUUGAAUACAGCCCAUUGUGUUGUAAGACUGUAAAAGUGGACAAAUCCUCCACUCCUCCUGCCACUACCCUUGGGUACGGUUUGAGUACAAAGUUUUGACGAGGUGUAGUUUAUUGGUAAUGGUCAAGAAAGCUAUGAAGAGAUUGAAGAUACAUUUACUGUAUCGUUUUACUUCCACCAAUAACAUACUUCUAGUAUAUCAACCACUACAUUAGUCACACAGUAAUCUUAGCUGCUCCACUAUAAGAAGAGCGAGGCUGUUCCUGGAUUAUAGGAUUAAAGAAAGCAGGUUGUGCAUUUGAAACCUUGAUACAGAAGUGAAUACAGUAUAAUCUGCCUGUGAAGCCCCAUCAAAGGACUGAGUGGCUCUGUUAGCAGGGCAUUCGUUCAAAUGCUCUUUAACUAAAUGCCUUUAAAUGUCUGAUUAUGGUGUGGAAUACCAUGGGGAUGGUUAUGGUACAAAUACUUAAGUGAUAAUGCCAGAGAAGCCGGUGUUUUGAGGAUAUAUUGGCACAGGUGUUGUUAGGCCCGAGACGAAGUCGAUGGCCAGCAAACCGUGCCAAUAUAUCCUCCAAACACCAGCUUCGAGGACAUUAUCACUUUUAUACAACGGGUUACCAACAUAUUCAAAUAAUGAUUUACAUAUUUUCAUUAAAAACGUUAUUUUGAUGAAUUUAUUCAUACUAUUUCAUCCUUCCACAAAAUAUAGUCCCAACACAAAUCUAGGGUUGCUACCCAAGCUGGCUGGUCGUUCGUUCUAUUGGUUCGGUUGCCAGAGACGCGACCCAGUCAUUCAGUCUUUUUGUUCAGUAUUUAUGGAUGCGACCCAGUCGUUCGUUCUAAAUGUUCCAUUGCCAUACUAGCUGGCAUCGUUCUUAUCCGUUGCUUGCUAGCUAGCCAACUACGGCUAAUUUACAGUCAUGUCAAACAGUGCAGCCAGAAUAACAGCAAAGUAGCUGCAUUUGCAUUUGUUUAAGCUGUUUUCUAUUGACAUUUAUUUGGAUACAUCCAUAUAAUGAGCUAAUGAUGCGCGAUUUUGCCUGGCGUAGAAAAUGUGCUCACUCUUCAGGACACUGUUGUUCAGAGGAGCCAGCCAACAACACAGCUAACACAAUCACUUCAAACUGAAGCUACAGUGGGGGAAAAAAGUAUUUAGUCAGCCACCAAUUGUGCAAGUUCUCCCACUUAAAAAGAUGAGAGAGGCCUGUAAUUUUCAUCAUAGGUACACAUCAACUAUGACAGACAAAAUGAGGGAAAAAAAUCCAGAAAAUCACAUUGUAGGAUUUUUAAUGAAUUUAUUGGCAUAUGAUGGUGGAAAAUAAGUAUUUGGUCAAUAACAAAAGUUUCUCAAUACUUUGUUAUAUACCCUUUGUUGGCAAUGACACAGGUCAAACGUUUUCUGUAAGUCUUCACAAGGUUUUCACACACUGUUGCUGGUAUUUUGGCCCAUUCCUCCAUGCAGAUCUCCUCUAGAGCAGUGAUGUUUUGGGGCUGUCGCUGGGCAACACAGACUUUCAACUCCCUCCAAAGAUUUUCUAUGGGGUUGAGAUCUGGAGACUGGCUAGGCCACUCCAGGACCUUGAAAUGCUUCUUACGAAGCCACUCCUUCAUUGCCCGGGCGGUGUGUUUGGGAUCAUUGUCAUGCUGAAAGACCCAGCCACGUUUCAUCUUCAAUGCCCUUGCUGAUGGAAGGAGGGUUUCACUCAAAAUCUCACGAUACAUGGCCCCAUUCAUUCUUUCCUUUACAUGGAUCAGUCGUCCUGGUCCCUUUGCAGAAAAACAGCCCCAAAGCAUGAUGUUUCCAACCCCAUGCUUCACAGUAGGUAUGGUGUUCUUUGGAUGCAACUCAGCAUUCUUUGUCCUCCAAACAUGACGAGUUGAGUUUUUACCAAAAAGUUAUAUUUUGGUUUCAUCUGACCAUAUGACAUUCUCCCAAUCCUCUUCUGGAUCAUCCAAAUGCACUUCAGACGGGCCUGGACAUGUACUGGCUUAAGCAGGGGGACACGUCUCGCACUGCAGGAUUUGAGUCCCUGGCGGCGUAGUGUGUUACUGAUGGUUGGCUUUGUUACUUUGGUCCCAGCUCUCUGCAGGUCAUUCACUAGGUCCCCCCGUGUGGUUCUGGGAUUUUUGCUCACCGUUCUUGUGAUCAUUUUGACCCCACGGGGUGAGAUCUUGCGUGGAGCCCCAGAUCGAGGGAGAUUAUCAGUGGUCUUGUAUGUCUUCCAUUUCCUAAUAAUUGCUCCCACAGUUGAUUUCUUCAAACCAAGCUGCUUACCUAUUGCAGAUUCAGUCUUCCCAGCCUGGUGCAGGUCUACAAUUUUGUUUUUGGUGUCCUUUGACAGCUCUUUGGUCUUGGCCAUUGUGAAGUUUGGAGUGUGACUGUUUGAGGUUGUGGACAGGUGUAUUUUAUACUGAUAACAAGUUCAAACAGGUGCCAUUAAUACAGGUAACGAGUGGAGGACAGAGGAGCCUCUGAAAGAAGAAGUUACAGGUCUGUGAGAGCCAGAAAUCUUGCUUGUUUGUAGGUGACCAAAUACUUAUUUUCCACCAUAAUUUGCAAAUAAAUUCAUUAAAAAUCCUACAAUGGGAUUUUCUGGAUUUUUUUUCCUCAAUUUGUCUGGCAUAGUUGACGUGUACCUAUGAUGAAAAUUACAGGCCUCUCUCAUCUUUUUAAGUGGGAGAACUUGCACAAUUGGUGGCUGACUAAAUACUUUUUUUCCCCACUCUACCUGCACUUCAUUUAGUUGUACCUGUUUUCUAUUGAUAGUUCUUUGUAUAUAUCCAUAAAAAUGAUGCUGAUUCAUGAUUUCGACUGGCUGAGAAAAGCAGACAGCAAGGUUUAUACAAAUCUCCGCUGUUGAAAAGUAAGAGUCUAAAAAUGUUUUUUUAGAUGCUUUUUAUAGUGGAGAUCAAGUUUAUAAAUUGCCUGUCUGGGCUGAUGAGACAGUGGAUUGCUCAGUCAGAUGGAACAGAGCUAAUAGGCAUUUUAACGUCAUAGAUUUAGCCGGUGGUAACUUUUGGAAUAGACACCGGCUGGAAUGCGGUUUUAACCAAUCAGCAUUCAGGAUUAGACCCACCCGUAUAAAGUGUAAUGGAUGACGGCAGUGUGUGGUUUUGAAUGAUACUACCGAAACAACAAAUAAUUCUGCACCGCUUUAUCAUCUGUUUUUUCCUAUUCCUCCUGCUUGUCCUUCCCUUCCUGCCUUAUCUGAUGUCUGCUGCUCUGUCAGUCUUAUUUGCACUCAGACUCUGAUUCAAGCCGUCCUUCAUCUCCUUCUCUGGAUAUGACGGAGAACCCUCGCUUCGCUAAGCCCAGGGAACAGCCCCCUCCCUCGCCUCCACUCCCACGCCCCAAGUGGCAGGUACAGUCACCAUGAAGGGUCAGCCACUGCAUCAUAAACCCAAUAACGUAGCCUAUGUUAACAAAAGAACCAAUGGUUAAAAAUCACCAUAGUCUUCUAGACCAAGAGUAAUUGAAAAGACACUCCCUUUACUCCACUCACUGAUGAUCCUGGAGGUUCGCCCUCUACUGGCUGGAGUUCAGUGCUGCUUUACACAUUGCUUUGUGUGUGUAUAUCUGCUUUCAGCCGUCCAUCUAUAUGCAACUCUUAGAAGAGCCUGCAGCCGUGGCGCAACCCACUCCCCUGUACAUUCCCACGAGGUCCUGGAGUCCUUCUCCACAUGAUGAUCAUACACAGGCCUCUCCGCGCGCGGAGUUGGUGCAGCAGAGAGUGUGGAUUCCACACACUGAAACCCCAGAUGGUGUAGAUUACCCAGAACACCCUUUUCCUGACCCCACAGGGGUGGGCCAGCGCCUAGAGAAGCUGGAGGACAAGAUGAGCCAGGUGACAAUGAGCCUGCAUUCUAUCUGUCUGGACCCACCAUGUUAGCCCCAUUCCAAGCCAUGCCUUACUUCUGUACUCUCACAGUAAAAAUGUUUUGCGUGGAAAUUGAUUUUAUGCUCAUUUCAAAACAGUAAAUCCAAUUGUGCCUUAGCCACAAAAGUCUAGCAGACAGCACAACUCGGCAACAAAAACAUCAUUGUUCAAAAGAUACAAAAUGUAUAAACAGUGUUCAUACCCCACGUCAUCAGCUUUACUAUGGAUUAUGGUUACUGUUCAGUAUUUACUUGCCUACUUCCUGCCGUUUCUGACUUUCACACUUGCUUAUCUUUCCUUUACUUGUUGCUGUUCUUCAGAAAAAAGUAACUACUGUAAACUGUAACUACUGGGGAAUUUAACAGGAAGAGUAUAAAGGAUAGGGCAGUGCUCCUGCGUUCUAUGUUCCCUGAGUCAGAGACUCCUCAAGUGAAAGAGUAUAAGGUGAAAGUGUUGUGCCGCCCCUCGCCUGCCUGCCUGUCUAACCCCAUCUAAGGAAAUGAGGCACAGCAUGUUUGUGUCCCUGUACACAAGUUCUGUUUGACUGUCUCAGCCUGUUUAGAAGGAUAUAAUGUCACCAGUCAAACCUACUCACAUUUACUGAGAGUGGAGCAUGUUUUUGAAGGCUGGUAACAGCUUGGUAAUCCAUUUUAAAUCCAUUUGUUGGCAGUUGUUUUCUUGCAGCAUGUCUUGUUUCCAUGGUGUUACAGUUCUGAGAAUUCCAGGUCAGGUGACUUCCCUCUGCAUGAUGAGUGAACAUUCAUAACUUCACUAGAAAAGAUAAAGGUUGAGCUGUUGAAUUUUUCUCUGACCAUUUGUUUCUCUCCGACUUACAUUCAGCUUGCAUCUCCUCAUUAUUUUUGGGGUGGGAUGUGAAGGGCUAGAUGAUUUGGAGAUUUCUCUCAUUUCUGAUGUGAAUCCUUUUUCUACAGACGGAUCUGUCUGCCUUUGUCCCUAAAAGCACUUCAAUACACACUGUCCCUGAACCCUCUGCUCUUUCCUGCUUCUCUUCUCUUACCGCAACAUCUCCUGUGCACCAAGACAAGGUAAAAACGGUCCUUGUUGUGGUCCUCUGUGACCAGCCAAAACUCCAAGAAUAUCAGCUCACUCUGACCAUGUUUUUUAUGGUUUUAGUGCAAUGGAAGUUCUGCAUCAAGUAGACUCAUUCAAAAGCCAAUCAAACGUUCUGUGAGUUAUCAAGCUGAACCCUUCAAGCCUGACAAGUCCGCCGAACAGGUACCAGUAAUUUGAAAUGCAUUUGAAGUGUAAGAAUAUAGGAAAGACUCAACUCAGUCAACUCACUUUGGCCAUGUUGUUAUUGGUUUUAGUGCAACGGGAAUGCUUCGUCAAGUAGACUCAUUCAAAAGUCAAUUGAUCAAUUUGAAAGCUGUCAUUCUGAACCCUUCAAGCCUGACAAACGGGUUUCAGUAAAAGAAAACUAAUUUGUAUGAAUAAAAGAAAGACUUAAGUCAGCUCACCGUCUUUUUGAUGAUUUAAGUGCAACGGGACUGCUGGAUCAAGUAUUCAAAAGCCAAUCAAUCGAUUUGAGAGUUAUGAAGCUGGCCCCUUAAAGUCCACCGAACAGGUAUCGGUAAAAACCUCACUCUACAUCUGAAAUGUAAGAACAGAAGACACCGUUGCGUCAGCUCACUCUGACCAUCAUUUAUUUUGCUUUUAGUGCAAUGGGAAUGCUGAGUCAAGUAGAAUAAUUUGAUCGGAGAGUUAUCUAGCUCUACCCUUAAAGUCUGCCCAACAGAUAUCAGUAAAAAUGUGAAAUGUAAAAAAAAAAUUAAGAUUCUUAGAGUGUACGUCUAUUAAAUCAGCUCACUCUUACCAUGUUCUUAUUGGUUUUAGUGCAAUGAGAGUGCUGCACCAAGUAGAAUGAUUCAAAAAACAAUUGUUCGAUCUGAAAGCUGUCCAGCUGAGCCCUCUAAGCCUACUAAACAGGUAUCAGUAACAACUUCACUUUCUGCAUCUCCUCUCAUUUCUGAGUAGAAAUACAUUUCUUUGUUUUCCUUGAUCUAUUCUGAUCUUUACUUUUUCCCUUUCUGUUUCCCUCUUCCUCUCUCUUUCUCUUUUCCCCUUUCUCCGUCUUUGUGCUGGUCCCUCCCUCUACCUCUGUGACUGGGUUCUGUUAGAGGACAGUGGGGAAGGUCUCUUCUCACAUAGGUGCUAGGGCUGAAACUCUAGCCAUCCUUUAUGAAACUGACCACAGGCCUAAUGCCUCGCCGGUAAGCACAGUGUGACUAAUGAUUAUGUUUGUGCCAACACAGCCCAGUGGGAAUAUACGUCACAAGACACACACACACAAAAGUGGGCUCUAUAUCUAUUACCACCCCAAGGUCUCUAAUACCAGCUUCAGGAGUUUUGGUAACCAUCUAAACAACAACCAAGUCAUGUCUACUGCUUCCGGAUACUACAUCUGUUAUUAGUAGAAAAGAGCGACUGUGCACUGUGCACUGUAAAACAUUCUGACCUGAAUCUUACUGUGACUUCUCCAGUCAUGAGCCAUGGUGUUUUGUGUAAAGGGCCUUCAGGGGCCACAGCAAUAGUAACUCCAUGCACUCAUGUGGGUGUCUGUUCACACAGUGUUUGACCCCACUUCAGGUCUUCAGGUCUAUAGCAGUAAGAAGCAUUUAUCUUUGCCUCACUAUGCAGGCAAAGCAAACGCUAAAUGUAAUCUUGUGUAGCUUUGUGAAGCCAAUGUAUUUGACUAGUUAGUUCUCUGCUAUGGUCCAGAGAAUUGUUGAUUCAUCAUCAUUAUCAUCUCUCACUGUGCUGGAGAAAUGCCCUACUAAUAUUACAGUUCCCAUUUCAUGUUAUAUUAUUCAGCUUCCGUUGCACUAGUUCCAUCUCACUGCCUGCCUUAACAUCCACUUUAGGGUUAGGUGUUGAGACUUGUUAGGUGGUCACACCAGCACCUAAUAUUGUACACUGUUAGAAGAAAUUGUGCUAUAUAUUACUUUUUAGCAGUAGACGACUACGCUAACAGCUUGCCUAUUCCAUUGUUCUCUCCGUAUCCUUAACCUGCUGCUGUUGUCUGUGUUGUCUCCUUACAGUGUAUCAUGCGGAAGGAGUUCCCUCAGAACCUGGGAGGCAGUGACACGUGUCACUUCUGCUCCAAGCGUGUGUACGUGAUGGAACGUCUCAGCGCUGAGGGACACUUCUUCCACAGGGAGUGUUUCCGCUGUGACGUCUGCAGCUCCACACUACGCCUGGGAGGACACGCCUACAACUCCCAACAGGGUAUGAUGCUGACACACCCAGACACCAGCCACUCUCCCACCUGGGGACAGAAGCUGUUUGUGAAUUAAUUUGAUCUUUAGUGUCAGCCGGCAUGUGUUUUUACAGUGUUUGUGUUACAGGCAAGUUUUACUGCAAGCUUCACUAUUCUCAGUGUCGACCCAGCCUUCAAAGUUCAAGCAAGGUCCUGCGGAGAACGGUAAACAGCUUUCAGUAACAGUCAAACAUAAACACAGUCAUUUUUACUUAGGAGGUAUUAAUGUUAUUUUAGCUGGUCUGAUUUAAAUUGUAUGUUGUGCCUAUCACACACAGGAGGACCAGGGACGUCUGACGUCUUCGCUGGACCGGAGUGACCCCUACUUGGCCACGGGCAGCCUGCAGAACCAGCCCUCAGGUACCCUGAGUUCCUUCCUUAGGAGAAGCCUGCGUUGGCCGCUGCACGUGGGCCGGGCAGUGUGUGGGACGCCCUGCCGGCUGGCCCGCUGGGUGCAUGGGGCAGUUGGCCAGGCGGGGCUCCACUUCAUAGACCGAUCAGAGGACUACGGCUUCCUGUACGAGCUGCUGAGUCUGGGCAUGCCCCUACUGAGCAUAUUGCACGAGCUCCUGGGCCAGAUGUACAUGGAGGCUGAGCAGCCUGAGCCCCAGCCUCAGCCUCACGGCCUACUGCACUGAGCCCAGCAGCGCCUAGGCCUCAGGCCCACCUAGAGGGGCAGAGCCUGGUGCCGCCGGGCCACUGGGUCUCAUGGACUUAAUGAUGCACCUGUACUGUACUGUACUUGCUGCUGUUGCACAGGCAUUUGCUUCACAGUCUAAACAAUGUACAAUACUCUAUGAAGACUGGUUCAAUUUCAAAAGUCUUAUUUGAUUUUACGCUGAGAAACAAUCUGUUUGUUCAUAAGUAUUAUAGCAAGUGUGACGCAUGGUCCUUAAAAUUGCAGAAGGUCAUGCAUCCUUUCAAUUGCUUGAAAUCUUAUAAUUCAGUAUUCCCAUGCUUAUGUUUGGGUAAAACAUUUAUUUUUAACUCCUAAGUAAUCAAAAAAGGAUCCACUAAAAGCACUUUACUUGACUUGCAGGGGCUGCUAAGGCCUGUGUGUAGUGCCUGGUGUGCUUGUUGUGGGAAGUUGGAGAACAAAGUUCUGCUAUGCUUCUUGAACUGCACUGCUAUGUUGCACAUGAGGCAUGCAAUGGAAAAGCCAAACAGUAUUUUUUUUCUCACAAUACCUUUUAUUUGUAAUUAAGAUGAUUCUGAAAACUAUUUUGUCUGAAUUUUUUAAUGUGUAUAUUUUAGGUUUUAGAACAGCUUUCACACCGUAUUAUUUUUGAUAGAUUUGUCUAGUGCAGUUUAGUGGAACACACAUUUGAUUUUAGAUGUAUCUGUUUGAAAAACUGAUUCUCAUUGUUGUUAAAGUUUAGAUAAGUCAGGUAGAAACAAAGAUGUCUGGAAAGACUGUGAAGAUUCUAAUUAUGACUUCCUACACCAGGUACUGUAGCAAAUUCUGCCAAAGAAAGAUUUUCUUCUUUGAAAUAUUUAGUUAUAGUUUUUUGCUUUUGUGUUGCUUGUAUCACAAGCCUUGGAUUUAAUGCACAUUUCCGCACAUAUUCUAAGAUGUGAAUUAUCACAGAAAUGUUUGUGCUGAAGUGUUGUAGAUGUGCAAUAUAUCCCCAUUUUCAUUUCUCCAAUCAAUAACUUGUUCCGGUAGUACAGUAUUAUGACUUAUUGUUCUGCUAAUUAUCUGUUAUGGUACAGUGAUCCAACAAAGCUUUUAUUUAAUUUGUGAUUCUAAGUAUUUAUGUAUCUUAUGUUUUCCUUUCCAUAUAUCCCCAUUUUAAUUUCUCCAUUCUUUCUUUCACUUCAUAUGUAGCCUGUUUCAAGUUUCCAAUGCUGCAACCUCUGAUUGGCUGAAUUGUGGCUGCAGGAAGGUGAUGGCCUGCUUGGGUCACAUGAUCAAUAGUGUUGCUUUGCAUUAGCUGCCUUCAUAGCACUUCUUAACCACACAUUUACCAUUCAUGUUGAGAAUGUGGCAUGGGUCCUGUGUAUGACAACGGGUUGAUUUAAUUAGUCACACAUUGUUCGUUAAUUGAGUCACUAGGUGUAUGACACGCAUGUUUCAAAAGCCUUCCAUUCCUCCAAGCUAAUCCACUAACAGACAUGCUCUGCUGCUCUCCUUCUAACUGCGUUAACGUACAACGUGUUCAAGGUCUGAAUGCCUCCAAGUUUUUGCAUGCAGUUUUUUCAACCACUUUUUUGCUGCCCCAUCUGAUGCAUAAUAACUUCCCUGUCUCCACUUCUCUGUGUAUGUCCCCUUGUGAUUCUCUGUUGCAGAAGGCGCUUACCUCUCAGAAACCUUCUCAAGCGCUCUCUCAUGUUCCACCUAAUACACAAGUCAGCUCCAGAAUAUUUUGUUGUACAUUUUAGGUGUUUAUAAGAAUUUGUCUGCUACCUUGUAUUUUUCCAUAGUGAAUAGAACGGGUUGCUUAAUUUAUGCUAUUUAAAGCUGUAAGUAUAAAUAAAUUGAUUUGAUUACAUAAGUUACUUGCUUCCUCACUUUAAUUUUAAUUUUAUUUUUGCAUAAUUUACCAGCUAUAAUCCAUGGCUUUAACUGUUGGAAAUUUGCUGCCAAUGGUUGUCAUAUAGCAUGGCAUGGUUGAUCCAUUACAUUUAUGACAUUCUCACAGCUUUCAAAUUAACAACAGAAUUAACAAUUUAAAUGUUAAAGACUUUGGAAAAAAGGCAUUUAAAAAAUAGCACCAGCAGCCUCACAUUAAUGACCCUGUCACAAGCAUAACCUCUGUUCACAAUUAAACCUCUUGUCAUCUGUUGACUGGCACAUUCCCAUGCACUUAACCACAUCUGAAUUUCCCUGGACAGUGUCGCUCACCCCUGUUCAGUCCCGGGUCGGUUAUUUGUUUUUGGGGGACUGAGUGACAGUAGGGAGAGGUUUGAGGUUAAUGUACUUUUACCCGAAUAGCACAGUCACUGACUGUCACAACAACAAACGAUACAUUACACCUAAUGCAAAAGCGUCUCAACUAUGAACUGAAAUCAAAUAAUAGUAAUAGAACAUUACACGUAUCCUUUCACUUUAUGGGUUUCUCUUUAGGGUCUUUCUCAUCUUUCCUGUUGGGUCAUUUCUGGGUCAUCUCUGGGUCAAAUCUGGUCUGCAUUACAAGAGUUUUCGCAGAGUUCAUUUGCAAGUGGUGCUUUUUUGUUAUUCUGUAUUGGAAUCCUAACAAAUCUGACAAUCAAUGUUUGUGGAGUUACCAUCAGCAGCUCAAGUAGGCUAUUGUUCAUGUAUGUGUGUUGAAGCUGUGUUGCCUCGACAAUUACACACACGCACACUUCCACAAUAUGCUACACAACCUAACCAACAUAUUCGGUUAAUUCCGAUACUGAGCAUGCCCCAUAUAGUGGUCCUCUGUAGCUCAGCUGGUAGAGCACGGCGCUUGUAACGCCAAGGUAGUGGGUUCGAUCCCCGGGACCACCCAUACACAAAAAUAAAAAUGCACGCAUGACUGUAAGUCGCUUUGGAUAAAAGUGUCUGCUAAAUGGCUUAUUAUUAUUAUUAUUAUAUUUACGUAUAUAUCUAGAUAAUGUUUGUAUAGGUUUUUUCUUUUCUUUAUGUUUAUGAAAUGUACUUAAACUAAUUGGAGGAACUUCUCAAAAGAAUGUAUGAAACAAUGUCAACAUGGCUUCAGUUUGGUUCUGUAAGUAAUCACUAGCAUGAAUGUUCCCUGUAAUGUUUCAUAUCACAUGGUUGGUGUUUCUUAAAUGUUGAUUUAUGUUUUAACUUGAGACUUUUCCAAAGUCUCAAUUUAUACCUGUAUAUACAGGAACUGCCAAAAUAAAUGAAACACCAACAUAGUGUCUUAAUAGGGCGUUGGGCCACCACGAGCCAGAACAGCUUCAAUGCACCUUGGCAUAGAUUCUACAAGUGUCUGGAACUCUAUCGGAGGGAUGCGACACCAUUCCUCCAUGAUAAAAUUCAAUUAUUUGGUGUUUUGUUGAUAUUGGUGGAAAAUGCUGUCUCAGGCGCCGCUCCAGAAUCUCAAUUGAGUUAAAAUCUGGUGACUGAGACAGCCAUGGCAUAUGGUUUACAUUGUUUUCAUGCUCAUCAAACUGUUCAGUGACCACUCGUGCCCUAUGGAUUGGGGGAUUGUCAUCCUAGGGGAGCAUAGCCAUGGUAGCCAAAAUAAUGGUUCUGACUAGGUGGAAUACAGCUACGACCAGAAGUGACUUUCGUAGCAGGUUAGGAGAACUUACGCAAUAGGUUAGGAUAAUUACUGUUGAGUGUGUAAAACCCAGCAGCGUUGCUAUUCUUGGCACAAACCAGUGCGCCUGGCACCUGCUACCAUACCCCGUUCAAAGGCACUUCAUUUUUUUGUCUUGCCCAUUCACCCUCUGAAUGGCACACAUACACAAUGCAUGUCUCAAAUGUCUCAAGGCUUAGAAAUCCUUCUUUAACCUCUCUCCUCCCCUUUAUCUACACUGAUUUGAAGUGGAUUUAACAAGUGACAUCAAUAAGGGAUCAUAGCUUUCGCCUGGAUUCACCUGGUCACUCUAUGUCAUGGAAAGAGCAGGUGUCCUUAAUGUUUUAUAUACUCAGUGUAUAAAGUAGGUAACAUUUGUGUACUGUUAUUACCAUAGCAAUAAUGCAACCUGGCAGUGUAUACUAGGCAGUUAAAAAAGAGCCAGGCAUAAUUACACAUAGUAAGGGUAGUAGCGUUACAAAAAACCUUAAUAACCAUAGCUAUCCUUGUUUGUUUGUAGUAAACGUAGUGUCAUAAAUAGCUAUAAUAAUCUGGCAGAAUGUAUAGCCUAAUAAGAUGGUACGUUUUCAGGGCGGGACUGCAGAUACAUGGGCCUGUUGAAUGGACUGUACACCCGCACGGUGCCUGAGGUGGCAGAGGAGGCCGUGGACCUGGACAUGCCUGACUCCAAUAGGACGUGAGUCCACUUGUACAGCACAAUGCUCAGAAUGUGUCCUUGUUCACAAUCAAAUGGAUAUUUGCCAUUGCUUAUUGUCUUUGUGUCUGUUGUCCAUGACUAGUUGCAGUGCUGACUCGAAGAAACAGGACCACUCAAAUACUUCUCUCCAACCACAAGAUUCUGCACAGGAGAAGAAAGGUGUCCAUGUCUCCAUGACAUUCACCACCAUGAGAAACACAUUGGCCUCAUGAUUUUUCCUACAGCGAUCGCUAUUUCCCUCCUUUCUCCCCGUCCACAGCCUUGGCUUGUAGCAGCCUAACUUCUCUCCCAGCAUCAUUACAGGCAUCAGUCUGGAUGUCUAGAGCAUGUAGGAAAUUAUUCCAUCCGUUUAGUGAUAUAGCCCUGGUCCUGUGGGAUAUAGACUUUGUUUAAUAGGGUCUGAGUGAGUUCGGAGCAGCUCACCAUGCUAUGUUUCCCCCAGUGUGAGACUCUCACUCCUCCAGUUAAAUCCCCACCCAGAUUUCAGAGACUUAACUAAGUGAAUAGUUGUCUUGGCAUGGGGAGCACUGAGUACUGUGACUGGCCUGGACAUUCUGUUCGGCUGCACGGAUAGGGCUGUCUGUUGGCUGUCUAUAGACCACAUCUAUUCUGUUCUCCACGCUACAUUCGUUGGGCUCAGUUUUAGGUUUGCGACGCCACCCAAAGGCUGAAUUGGAGUUGUCUAGCACCCAUAAACUAUGUAACAAGAUCUCCUCAUUUGCUUAGUUUGCUUGUACAUUUAGAACUAUACUGUAGAAUCGUUUAUCAUUGUUGUGUGACAGACAUCCAGUUCAAAUGUGUUGGCACAGUUGUGUUGGCACAGAUCAAUACUGUAUGUGAUACGUGUUACUUAUUACGUAUUCUCUCCCUCUCCUACCCACACCUGCAGAACCUUCCAGUUCCACGUCAUCUCUCCUGUCUGGGAACAGCCGAUGGAAGAGGAAGAUCCAUGCUAGUGAGUAGGCUAUCUGCUGUUGACAAUCUGACAUGAUCCUUAUACAGUAUCUGGCCCAUCGAUCACCUCCUGUCCUUAUCCUACAGACAUCAUUUUACCCCUUCUAAUGCCCUACUGUGGCUUUACUAGCUUUGUGAUGUUUGUGUUUUGUAGAAGUAUUGUAAAGAGCUGUUGCAGUUAGGGGCCUAUGGUGCGUACUUCAUGGCUUUAAUAAUCCCAAUGGGCCAUUGACCUUCAACUCUCCCAUGUUGGGUUAUUUUUGUCAAUGCAGUAUACUUAUAGCGGGCUAUCCCUGGAGUUUGUUUAUACCAGCUCACCAUUCAUUUAUGGAUUUAGACCUGAAGGACUGUAAAGCCCCAUGGUUAAAUUGAGCAAGAUAGUGAAGAUUAAAAUCCAGUCGGACCACUAAUGACUUUCUACUGAUGGAAAUAAGGUUUAUCGUCUUUAAGCUGGUUACAUGCAAGAAAAAAAUAACAGUUUACUAACUGAUGGUACUGAAGUCUUGAUUGAGAGUGAGCAUUAAAUUAAAGAUAUAAAAGUUGAAUGAGAAGUCCUGAGCAUCAGAGCUGUUCUCUCCACACUAGAGGGAGCUGGUGAUCUCUGGGGAAAAGAGUUUUAAUAUUAGUUUUUAUCUGGAGUUGUCUACAAUUGAAUGAGAUUAGAUUAGUGUUUGGAAAAUGAACAACAUUAUAACUGUGCUCUCUUGCUGAUGAAACGCAAUGAUUUUGGUUACUUCAACUCUUUUGAACUAUAAGGGUUUUGCAUACAUUAUUAGAAAAUGCGUAAUGCGUAAUGACCCUAAUGUUAUACACAAUGACAACACAGGAUUAUUAUGUAUUUAGCAUAUGCAUGUUGAUGUGAAUGCAUCCGAAUAGUGUGUUAAGUCUGAUCUACAGCACUGUGUUGCUGUAUGAGCUCUGAUGAAUGCAUGUUAUAUAUACUGAACAAAAAUAUAAACGCAACAUGUAAAGUGUUGGUCCCAUGUUUCAUGAGCUAAAAUAAAAGAUCCAAAAAAUGUUCCCUACGCACAAAAAGCGUAUUUCUCUCCAAUUGUGUGCACAAAUUUGUUUACAUCCCUGUUAGUGAGCAUAUCUCCUUUGCCAAGAUAAUCCAUCCACCUGACAGGUGUGGCAUAUCAAGAAGCUGAUUAAACAGCAUGAUCAUUAAACAGGUGCACCUUGUGCUGGGGACAAUAAAAGGCCACUCUAAAAAGUGCAGUUUUGUCACACAACACAAUGCCACAUAUGUCUCAAGUUUUGACGGAGCCUGCAAUUGGAAUGCUGACUGCAGGAAUGUCCACCAGAGCUGUUGCCAGGGAAUGUAAUGUUAAAUUCUCUACCAUAAGCCACCUUCAACGUCGUUUUAGAGAAUUUGGCAGUACGUCCAUCCGGCCUCACAACCGCAGACCAUGUGUAACCACGCCAGCCCAGGACCUCCACAUCCAGCUUCUUCACCUGCGGGAUCGUCUGAGACCAGCCACCCGGACAGCUGAUGAAACUGAGGAGUAUUUCUGUCUAUAAUAAAGCCCUUUUGUGGGGAAAAGCUCAUUCUGAUUGGCUGUGCCUGGCUCCCCAGUGGGUGGGCCUGACUCCAAAGUGGGUUGGCCCAUGGCUGCGCCCCUUCCCAGUCAUAUGAAAUCCAUAGAUUAGGGCCUAAUUUAUUUCAACUGACUGAUUUCCUUAUAUGAACUGUAACUCAGUAAAAUCGUUGAAAUGUUGUGUUUAUAUUUUUGUUCAGUAUAUGUUGUACUCUACUCCUUUAGCUCUCCCUCUCAUCCUGGUGAGGCACUUCUCACAUGAAAAAGCUGCAGAAGAAGAGGAGCCCACCAUUGAAGAGGCCAACUCUGAUUUCAAGGAGAUUGAACCACUGGUAAAGCACAAUAUUCAUACAGAUACUCAACAAUUUCCUGUGUUAUAGAAACAUUUCACAUAUCAACCCUAUUGCAACUGAGCAAUAAAACAAUACUUGUGUAUUUUUUCAGCAGGUCUCCCAUGAUGGUCCUAAACUACCUCCAGAUUCUCAGAAUCUAUUGAUGGGUAAAGAAGAGCGUCCUGUCACCAAAGUGCCCCAGCUGGAGGAAGCAGUCGGCCCAAAGAAGAGGCUGACACUGUCCCUGUCUGAGAAAGAGAAGCUCCUGGACUGGAACCUGGUUACUCCAGAGGAGGCCCGAAGCCCUGGAGGAGGAGGCCCAUCCAAACACUCCAAACCUGGGGACCAGAUCCCCCAGAAGGACCCAUUGCCUCAGGUAGACCCAGAGAUAGAACCAGUCCCAGCUCAGCCCCAGCCGGCACCGUCCACGUUCCAGGUUUGGGCAAAUGCCUUCAGGAGGUAUUUUGGGGUAUCGGGGACAACAACAGACUCCAACACAGUUGUCACCAGGAGGAAUAACAACGGGCCCACCAAGCCCAGGCCUCUGUCUGACGGAGCCUUCAGCUUUAGGUCCCUGUUUGGGGCUACUGCCCAAAGCCAGGAGGCCAAACCAGUCGGAGUGGAUCAGAAGAGCCAGCUGACCCCACACCCAUGCAAGGCCUCCAUGGGUGAAAGACCCUCAGACCUGCCCAUGCUACUGGAGCAGGUGUCCCUAGGCAGCAACAAGUCUGUGGGCUCCAUCACCACCGACGACAUGGCCUUUCUGCCGCCCAGGAAGCUCAACUUCUUCUCCUCCCUGAGGCUGAAGAAGAGAGAGGGGCUGGAGAGUGUGGGAGUGGGGGGUCAGGAGAAGGACAUCGGGACCAUCCUGUCCAACAUCAGGAACAAAGGUCAGGGGUCAAGUUACGGGAGGAUGUGAUGAGCAUUAUGAUAUGCUUCUACUCCUUUGUCAUCCGUGGCUAGUAAAUGCUACAAUGCUAUAAUGAAAUGCUAUAAAUUAGGAACAAUAGUAGCCUAUACUGUGUGUAAAUCACAUAGUUGAAGUGAGUGUACGACUACAUUCUACAGUUUGAAGACCACUGCUCCAGUUAAAUGUUCUUGUGUCGUCUCAUCUAUACACAGCCUCCAGCGAGCAGCAGAAGGAUGAGUCCAACUCCUCAAGUGACGAUGAGCUUGUCCCAGCCAAACCUUUGGCUGGGAGCUUGUCCCAGCCGAAGGUAAGGGCCCUCUUCCCAAACUCUUACAUGCAUCAUUCCUUUCUGCCUUUCUUGUAAGUAAUCACUGAUCAUGACAUUAAAUAAUGGGUGAAAGCACCAAUCCAUGUCAGAUCAGUGAUUAGAAGCAGCUCUCCUCAAGGCAGAGGAUGCAUAAAGGAGGCAUAAAGAGACCGGUGGGGACCAGAGAACAGAUAAUCCAUCCUCCAUUAGAGAGUGAUUACUGGGAAGGCUGAAGGAGCACAUCAUGACCUGCUCAUAUCACUUCACAUACAGGGAGGAAAUCCCACUUUGGUGUUGUAGUAGGUCUGGGCACCGUUUUGCACCUCUCUGUUAGGAACGGCCUUGUUUACUUCACUCUCAACAGAAUUACUGCCACUUUUGAACCAUCUCUGCUACUUCCGCCAGGUCAGGAUAAGUGCAUGACUGAUAAGAUAUCAGACUGAUGUGCACAGACCCCUAAUAGUUGUGACUAAGAAAAUAGGGUUAAACUCUGCUGUGAGGUAAGUGGUAUGUGACACUGUCUUGCUGGUCUAUGUUUAGAACCAUGGGAGCUCAGAGAGACAGAGGAGGAGGCAGGAGAAGACUGUGAUUCAACAGGACAAGAGAGAGCAGCUGAAGAGACUCCACAGAGCCCAGGUACUGUAGAGCACAUAGACGACAGAACAGCACUACCACACAAUGGGCUUCUGUGAUCAUUUGCAAUCAUUUAUAUGUUUUAUAGAAGGGUUGGUUGUUUAGGCAUGCACAACUAUGGGGCAAAACAGAUGGGUUGGCUUAGAUUGUUGAUAACAUGUAAGCUAUAUUUCGUCCCCAAUGUUUAUUGAAAACACAAUGAGCACUUGUUGUCUCUCAAAUACACCGUUACAGUUGUUGGUUUAGCUAGCGAAUUUGAGCAUAUUGGCAUUGACAUGAAAUCAGUCAAAACACCUCAAAACAAGACAUAACAAGCUGAAACGAGCCCCUUACGAUUCCCUACAUGGCAGUUUUUUGUCAUUCUUGCUAACAAUCUGGCCAUCCAGAAUCACAACAACACGCUGACAUCUACCCCACGGAAGUGUGCACAUCGUUUUCGUGACGUUGUCAGCUAACCCAUCUAUAUAAAAAAAAAUCUGAUAAAUUUGAAUCACUCAUGAAGUCUUCCACAAAUGUAUUUGAUUUGUUGGGGAGAUGAAUGGAAUAUAAAUAUUGUGUGUUGAGCUACAUUGUGAGCCUGCGCUGGUUGAUUCUGACCUGGUGGUUCUUUUGUGAAGAUCAUCCAGAGGCAGCUGGAGGAAGUGGGGGAGAAGCAGAAGGACCUGGAAGAGAGAGGGGUGUCCAUUGAGAAGGUCCUUCGUGGCGAAUCCCCAGGUGUGCCACACUGAGUCUCAACUGCAUGUACUGUACCUUUGGCGAGUACUGUACGUUUGUCAUCCCAUGCUGUGUGGAUUCCAACAGCUGCACUGUGUAUGAGUAAAGUACAUAAAAGUGUAUCCGUUCGGUUGACGUAUCUCUGACUCUUGGCCAGAGCAUUUUAUGAAUGUAUGACAAUGGAUUGGAAGGGUCAGAAUCAGAAUGUUCAGUAAGUUUGUGUCCUUGUAUCAGAGAGGCCUUAUUCUAUGAAGGUAACGCACAAAGACAUGGCACAUGAAGACUGGGCUAUGAACAGAGAGCGGAGAAAGGCAUGGCUGAAAAUGGAACUCUCUUAGUCUUUGUUUGACCUCAGCCAGGAACAUAUAGUUGAGACACAGAAAUACUGUAUUCAGAAUGACCUAUGCUCGUUCUAGUUGUCCUGUUUCUGUGAGAUUUGAAACUGGCAAUGCCUCUCUAAUCAUUAUUUCAAUUUCCUUAUCUAGAGUAGUCUACAGUCAGAACUACUCUGAUGCCUUUGCUAGGAAAAUAUAUAAUAGAAAUGGUACCAAAUUAUAGUCAUUUGCAUUCAACCAAAAUAACAAUUUUAAGUUUAAAUUGUUUUGAAAUCACUACAGUGGCAAUUGGCCUUGUGAAGAGAGGAAGGCGGGGGGAAAGCUUUCCCAUGUUUCAUUACCCUUGCACAUGGUGAUAUACAAGUUAGCCAUUAAAGACAGCCAUUUUAGAAUGAAAAACAGUAAUUCCUUUUAACAAGUAAUGUUUUUAUACUGAUAAUCAUAUUCCUCAAAGGUACAUUGUGUUUUGCCAGAAUUGUAAAUGUGAUUUUCACACAUUUCUCAGAAAUGUGUUUGUUGCUUCUGCACCCUUCAGAUAAAGAAUUAUUGAGAGUUUUUAAGCAUAGUUAGCUGUUACUUUUAUUACAAUUACAUUAAAUUAGAUUACAGUGCAUAAAAGCACACAAAACUGAGUAAUGCAAUUGUUUCAUUCAAGUUUUUGUCCUUCUAUUCUCAAAUGGAAAGCACAUCUCCUGUGUAAAGACCUUUUUGUGUAAACUCAAGUUUUGUUCAAUAGUCAGGCUCAAUGUUAAAAGCCUCCACAGAGACUGAGUGUCUCUUGUCUAAGUACCAUUGAGACAGAGACAUUAACAGGCAGGCUGCUCUCAGUACAGUGAAUGGCCUUGCAAAUUCUGAUUCAAUAUCUACACAGAGAUAUUCUCUUGUGAUGCAGGCCUGAAGGGCAUCGGCAGCAGUGCCAGCCAUUGUGUGCCUGUUUACAUUGCUUUGUUUGUAUAAUUGUAUUAAGGUGAAGGGCUCUUGGCUCAAUAGACUCUUUGUUAAUUUACAUUAUUAACAGACUUCAAAUGGAUAGAAAGAGGGCAGGAAUAGGUGUCAGAUAAUGACUGAAGUUUAUGUGCAUGGCAAGAUUCUGAGUUUGAAAAUGCUGUCAUUAAAUCAAACACGCUCUCCUAAUGGGUCAAACAUGUCAUAUCUGUAGUUAAUUUAAAGCUCAGUGUUAGUAGCUUUGACAUAAAAUCCUUAGCUCCAGAUCCAGUCACCCACUAACUCGUUUAAAUUACACACUAGUAUGGAGAAUGUGCUUAGGCAGUUUAAAUAAAUACAUUUAGCCUGUUGUCUGAAUGUUACAUUGUCAUGUUAUUACAUUUUCAAAAGUUAACUUUUGAAGCUCCUCUGAUAGUUACGAAGUUCCAUUUUAUGAAGUGUUUUAUGACGUCUCUAGGGUUAGUAUUGGGUCGUUCCACGAAAUGAGUGCCUUUUGCGUCCCUGUGAUAUUUUAAGUAGAAAUUGUAGACCAAUAUUUAAUUUUAAAAGUCGGUUAUAUUAAAUUAAGUCCCCUUUAAUAUAGACCACAUGGAGAAUUCAAUAAAUCAGAUUUUUCAUAUGAAAAAAGACUGAACCCACUGGGCACAGUGUAUUCCUCGUUGGUUCAAUGUAAUUUCUUUGGAAUGACGUGGAAACAACCAGUGCUGAAGUGCCAAAACAGCUGAGGUGCCAAAAUUCAGCAUUUUGACAUGUCCCUCCAUGUGACUUCUAGGAAGGUUUUAACCCACUUAACCCCAACAUUUCUCCAGGUUCACCAUCAUUGUAAAGCCCUAGUUAUUUUUGUUGCUUUGACAAAGUCAAUUUGGAAUAUUAUUAUUUAUUUAAUGUGAUUAGUGAUUCAUUUACAUAUGUCCCUCAUUUUAAGGUCAACCCUGUUACGUGAACUGAACUCUUGUUUUAAUAUGGUAAAACUAUUCCUUUUUAAAUUUGUUUUUCAAAAGAAACAUUGAACAUCUAAUACUCAAAUCACAGUGUAAAAGUAGGUGAGCUGGUUCUACUCUUUUUGGCCAUUUGCUGGUGUUUUAUGGUGAAAAACUGAGCAGGUUGAGCAUAACACAUCAACCCUGUCAUGCAUAAAUAGAUAGGCUAGAAAUGUUUUAACAAUAAAUAAAAAUGGUGAAGCUUGCAUUCAAUUGCCACUCCCUGUUCCACACAACAAGCUUCCAAUCCCCUUGUGACAGGGAUUGUGAUCAUCCUUGAGAUGUGUCUACAACUUGGAGUCCACCUGUGGUAAAUUCAAUUGAUUGGACAUGAUUUGGAAAGGCACACACCAGUCUAUAUAAGGUCCCACAGUUGACAGUGCAUGUCAGAGAAAAAACCAAGCCAUGAGGUCGAAGGAAUUGUCUGUAGAGCUCAGAGACAGGAUUGUGUCGAGGCACAGAUCUGGGGAAGGGUAUAAAAAAAUGUCUGCAGCAUUGGCCUCCAUCAUUCUUAAAUGGAAGAAGUUUGGAACCACCAAGACUCUUCCUAGAGCUGGCCGCCCGGCCAAACUGAGCAAUCGGGGGAGAAGGGCCUUGGUCAGGGAUGUGACCAAGAACCUGAUGGUCACUCUGACAGAGCUCCAGAGUUCCUCUGUGGAGAUGGGAGAAUCUUCCAGAAGGACAACCAUCUCUGCAGCCCUCAACCAAUCAGGCGUUUAUGGUAGUGUGGCCAGAUAGAAGCCACUCCUCAGUAAAAGGCACAUGACAGCCUGCUUGGAGUUUGACAAAAGGCACCUAAAGACUCUCAGACCAUGAGAAACAAGAUUCUCUGGUCUGAUGAAACUAAGAUUGAACUCUUUGGCCUGGAUGCCAAGUGUCACGUCUGGAGGAAACCUGGCACCGUCCUUACGGUGAAGCAUGGUGGUGGCAGCAUCAUGCUGUGGGGAUGUUUUUAAGCGGCAGGGACUGGGAGACUAGUCAGGAUUGAGGGAAAUAUGAACGGAGAAAAGUACAGAGAGAUCAUUGAUGAAAACCUGCUCCAGAGCGCUCAGGACCUCAGACUGAGGCGAAGGUUCACCUUCCAACUGGACAAUGACCCUAAGCGCACAGCCAAGACAAUGCAGGAGUGGCUUCGGGACUAGUCUCUGAAUAUCCUUGAGUGGCCCAGCCUGAGCCCGGACUUGAACCUGAUCAAACAUUUCUGGAGAGACCUGAAAAUAGCUGUGCAGCGACGCUCCCCAUGCAACCCGACAGAGCUUGAGAGGAUCUGCAGAAAAUGAUGAGAGAAACUCCCCAAAUACAGGUGUUCCAAGCUUGUAGAGUCAUACCCAAGAGGAAUUGAGGCUGUAAUCGCUGCCAAAGUACUGAGUAAAGGGCUGAAUACUUAUGUAAACGUGAUAUUUCAGUAUUUUAAAAAAAUAAAUUUGCUAACAUUUCUAAAAACCUGUUUUUACUUUGUCAUUAUGGGGAAUUGUGUGUAGAUUGAGGGGGGGAAAACAAUUUAAUCAAUUUUAGAAUAAGGCAGUAACGUAACAAAAUGUGGAAAAAGUCGAGGGGUCUGAAUACUUUCCGAUUGCACUGUAUGUCCAUCUACUGUAUAACCUUGUGACAGGGAGCUUAUUAGUCGACCUUGGACGUAAUGGAGGAAUGAAGAAACAGGAUUAUCAAACUUCUAUAUUGUCUGGGGUUGGGGUAACUGAUUGUGAUCUUGCUCUCUCCCUCUAUCAGACAAAGGUGAUGGUCUCUCUGAUGAGCACGAGCUCCUUCAAAUGUGGUUCAAGCUGGUCCUGGAGAAGAACAGACUGGCACGCUACGAGGAAGAGCUGGUCAUAUUGUAAGUAGGAAAAGAUGAGAAACACAGUACAUUCUCAGACAGUGACCAUCUUAUGGAGUGAAGAGUGUUUGAAUAGGUUGUCUUGUCUGUUGUUAGUGCUCAGGAACUCGAGCUGGAGGACAGACAGAGUCAACUACAGAUGGAUCUACGACACAGGAUGUCCAUAGACGGUAUGGGUCACACACUGUGUAAUUGUAGUGUAGUACUGUGCAAUUGUAGUAUAAGUUACACAUUCUGUACUUACCACUGUUACAACUUUUAUACGUUUGUGCCACUGCCCUCUAUCCGCUGUGGCCCUUUGCAGAUUCCAGGAAGAGCUCCAGUGAGCUGGCGGAGGAGCAGAAGAUGCUGACAGAGAUCAUGAAGGUGGUGGAGAGGAGAGACACUCUGGUCAGCCUGCUGGAUGAGCAGCGGCUGCAGGAGAGGGCUGAGGACAGAGACCUGGAGAGCCUUGUACUGUCUAGAGGCUACCAGUUCCACUGGACCUGAGGAGAAUCAGCCCUCUGGGGCAGGGAAAAGGCUACAGUACCAUGCAGCUCCACAGGCAGAAGAGACAAGUGACUUCACUACUACUGACUACACUACUGGAUUUGGCCACACGUGGCAUGAUGAUCCUUUGAAUAUGUAUAUGUACAUUUGACUUGUCAAUUCCUACUUGAGGAUCACACCUCUUAUGGACCUGAGGGUUGUACAUCAAGUGAAUGUAUAGCCUAGUCUCUCGAGACAGCCUUCAGAGAUUACUGUAUGCCUAUCCAAGAACAUCUCAGAAUGUAUGCAGCCUUAUGAAUGGAAUAAAUUAAAUAGAAUAAUAUAAAACACUUUGUCAGUUGCACUUAUAAACACUACAGAAACCCAAAGAUUCAACCUAUCAAAUAUUUUUUCCAUCUCAAAGUAAAAUAUACUUAUGUAUAGGCCUCUAUUAAUUCUGUUCAUGUGUUGUAUCGUUGCUGUUGUGUUGAGGAGCACUGGAGAAAAAAAAUGACUGGAUAUUGUAACUUUAUCUGCACUGUAUAAUCCAAUACACCAAGGACAGUGUCAGUGAAGUUAAUGGGUGUCCAUGUUUGUAAUGUUCCACAGGACUUUUUACUAUUAUUAUUAUUAUUAUGUCUGAAGUCAUACACGUCAGUACUGACCACAAUCAACAUGAGUUGAUUCACUUUUAUGAGUACAAUUUUCCCUCCUUGUUUCAUGUAAAUUAAGAUUGUAUCUGUUGGUUCAAUAAUUUAUUUAGUUGACAAGUUUAAAUCAAAUCUUAUUUGUCACAGGCUUCAUAAACUACAGGUGUAGACUAACAGUGUUGAAGAGAUGAAAAAUAUUCCUGGAGAGAUUGAUGCACGUCGGAUGAAUCGUGUGGUGAAUGAAGAAAAAGUGAA